Messenger RNA from Oryzias latipes (Japanese medaka), 1220 nucleotides. RefSeq names its product cellular repressor of E1A-stimulated genes 2 (gene creg2). NCBI's taxonomy places the organism in Eukaryota, Metazoa, Chordata, Actinopteri, Beloniformes, Adrianichthyidae. The record is from RefSeq and is a predicted model, not a curated record.
AGAACCUUCUCUGUGCAGCAGUUUGUAAACAACAGAGUUUGUGGUGAAGGAAGGCGACCGCAUCUCAAUGCCAUGAGGCCCCGCUGCUUCCCUCUGGCUCUGUUCGCCUGCUUUCUGUGCCUGGGGCAGAGCUACACACUGAGAAGCUCCGUGUCGUGGGUGGUGUCCUCCAACGACGUGGACGAUGCGGACCUGUCGGAGGAAGUCGCCCCGGCGUUGCUGGUGGACGGAGCGGGGCUGUGGAAAGCCAACGUCCUCGGGGACGGCAUAGAGACCCCCAGAGAACAGGCCAAGGCCGAAGGCGACGCCGCCGCGCGGCAGUCCUCUCGGCUGUUUUCCUACAGAAUAGAGAAGCUGAAGGCUGGCAGCAGCGGCGCUCCUCCUCCUCACCAGGAGACCGCUAGAACGGCCAGAUACAUCGCUCAUUACAGCGACUGGGGACAUUUAGCCACAAUUUCAACUCUAGACAAGAUCAAAGGCCUACCGUUUGGAAAUAUCUUUUCUGUCAGCGACGGGCCUCUGGACAACAGCACAGGAGUCAUCUACUUUUAUGUGACUCCUAUGGACAACACGGUGGCAGACCUGAAAAGUAACCCGUAUGCUUCUCUCACCUUCUCAGAGGCAGAGGGAGAAUUCUGCAGGCAGAUGAUGUAUGAUCCAGAGGAUCCCAGGUGUGCUCGUCUGACACUGACUGGCAAAAUGGUGGAAGUUCUCCCAGAAGAGCUCGCUUUUGCAAAGGAGGCAAUGUUCUCAAGACAUCCUGUGAUGGCCAAGUGGCCUGUGGGACACAAGUGGUUUUUCAUGAAGAUGGAUCUGGUUCAGGUCUGGCUGCAGGACUGGGUCGGUGGAGUGUCCCUCGUUCCAGUGGAGGACUAUUUCAAAGCUACACCCUUCUAAAGUUCACUCUUGCCUUACAUCAUCCAUCUGAACAUGCCGAGCAUUUCUGGGUUUGCCUCACAAGCAAGAAGAGUUCAUAAAGCAGAUGAAGCAAAGAAAACUUCUCUCGCAUGUUUAUAUACAUCCAAAAUGAUGGCGAAAUCAGUAUAAAUACACACUACAUUGAGAGAGGAGGAGGAUCCUUGUUAGGAUGGUGCCUGAUGAUGCAUGAAUGUAUUCAUAUUUAAUAAGCAUUAAAAAUGAACUAUCACAUGUAAUUGACAUUUUCUGAAAAAUGAGUUUACAACUAUAUUAAAAUUAAACAGACAAAGUGAGAAAGACUG